CUAUAAAGAGCAAACAUGUCUGGUUUGCACACUUUUGGCUACUUUAUCACUGUAAAGGCAGGCCUGUGGUUUAAAAACAUGGUCUCCCAAGGACUUCAGAUUAUGGGCAUGGUCACAGCUAUGCUGGGUUGGCUGGGGGUCAUUGUCGUGUGUGCUUUGCCCCAGUGGAGGGUGUCUGCAUUUAUUGGAGCCAACAUUGUUACAGCACAGAUCAUCUGGGAGGGCAUGUGGAUGAACUGUGUGGUGCAGAGCACUGGACAAAUGCAGUGUAAAGUCUAUGACUCCAUGCUAGCACUCAGUUCUGACCUUCAAGCCGGCCGGGCCAUGAUCAUCAUCUCCAUUUUGACCGGACUCUUUGGAAUCAUCAUUUCUAUGGCUGGUGGGAAGUGUACCAACUGUAUUGAGGACCCAGGGUCUAAAGCAAAGGCGUGCAUCAUUGCAGGGAUUUUCUUCAUUGUCUCUGGACUUCUUUGUCUCAUCCCAGUUUCAUGGUCAGCAAACACGAUCAUACAGAACUUCUAUAAUCCGUUGAUGGUGGAGGCCCAGCGGAGAGAGUUGGGUGCAGCUCUGUAUAUCGGCUGGGGAUCUGCUGGGUUGCUCUUACUAGGAGGAGGAAUACUUUGUUGGAGCUGCCCGCCAAAGCAAGAACGCAUCUACAACCCCAAGUUCUCCGCUGUGAGGUCCAGUUCAACAAGAGAAUUUGUCUGAGAUGCAGAACCCACAUGACUGGCCUUAAAAUGCACUCUAGUAACUGCAGAUCGAAUUACUGUGUGUCAACAAUUCAUCUGUAGAAUUACUUGAGACAUUUUUUAAUAGUGUAACAUUUUCUAUCUCCCUAGCAAUGAAUAUCUUCUGGAAAGAGAUAAUUCUUUAAAAUGAUGUUCUUUUAUAUGUUGGUAUUCCAGUAGCAGAAACAGUAGAGCAAAGUGCUAGAAACAUCAUGGCUUUGAUCAUCUGGGAAUGUUUGAACUGCUAAAAUGUAUACC
Messenger RNA from Rhinichthys klamathensis goyatoka, 986 nucleotides. Its product is annotated as claudin-4-like. Bases 16 to 708 code for a protein of 230 amino acids. The record is from RefSeq and is a predicted model, not a curated record. Gene Ontology annotation, cellular component: plasma membrane; bicellular tight junction. Gene Ontology annotation, biological process: cell adhesion; bicellular tight junction assembly. Lineage: Eukaryota; Metazoa; Chordata; Actinopteri; Cypriniformes; Leuciscidae. The transcript has a single exon. Gene Ontology annotation, molecular function: structural molecule activity.